Daldinia childiae is the source of this 1602-nucleotide messenger RNA. Its product is annotated as Lipase 4. The record is from RefSeq and is a predicted model, not a curated record. NCBI's taxonomy places the organism in Eukaryota, Fungi, Ascomycota, Sordariomycetes, Xylariales, Hypoxylaceae. The transcript has 2 exons. Bases 1 to 1602 code for a protein of 533 amino acids.
AUGAUCACGAUAAAGGUAGCUAUUCUAGUGCUAUGUCACUUGUGCUGCCUUGUAGUCGCUGUUGAUACUGCUGUCGAUUUGACAUGCAAUAAGUAUGUCGGCGUAGCUACGCCGAACGGGAUCACGCAAUGGCUUGGCAUGCGGUACGCCGCGCCGCCGGUCGGUAACCUGAGGUUUAUGCCUCCGCAGGAUCCCCCCUGCAAUAAGACAACACAAGUAGCCGAUCAGCAUGGGAAACUUUGCCUGUCAACAAGCAAUUCCCCACCGGACAGUAGCCAUGGAGAAGAUUGCUUGUUUCUCGAUGUGUAUGCACCGACCAACGCAACCCGGGACUCCAAUUUACCCGUAUACUUCUUUAUCCAGGGCGGAGGAUUCAAUGUUCUCAGCAAUCCGAAUCUUAAUGGAUCCGGUCUAAUCGAAGCUAGCGGGAACUCCAUUGUCGUUGUCACCUUUAAUUACCGUGUAGGCCCGUAUGGAUUUAUCACUCAUGAGGAUAAAAUUACGCCUAAUAAUGGGCUACGCGAUCAGCGGAAAGCACUUGAAUGGGUACAAAACCACAUCUCCCAGUUUGGUGGUGAUCCCGGACAUGUGGUUUUAGGCGGCGACUCGGCGGGCGCCGCUAGCAUCAGUCUUCAAAUGGUAGCAUACGAUGGCGAGGAGACCGACUUGUUCCACGCCGCUGCGGCUGAGUCGGUAUCCUUCGCCACAGUCCUUACCGUCGACGAAAGCCAGUACCUCUAUAAUAAUUUCUCAGCCCUUGUCGGAUGCUCAGGUUCUUAUUCUCUCGACUGCAUGAGAAAUAAGACUGCUACAGAACUCCAAAGCCAAAAUACAGGCUUGCCUUAUCCAGGUGAGAUGUCGAAGCCAUUGUAUGCCUGGAACCCGGUACUCGACAAUGACUUUCUCACGGACUACACAUACAGCUCGUUCGCCAACGGCAAGUUUGUCAAGAUCCCCGUGAUCUACGGCGAUGAUACCAAUGGAGGGACAACAUUUACACCAAGGAGCACGUCGACUCUUGCUGAAAGCGAGGCAUUUCUGCGUGCCCAGUUUCCUUAUCUAACUCAAGAUCAACUAGACAAGAUCAGCUCUUUAUAUCCAAAUGAGAAUGACACCUGCCCAAGCACCGGUUGCUACUGGCGCCAAGUCAGUGACGUUUAUGGUGAUAUGAGAUAUACGUGUCCGGGACUAUACAUAUCUUCAGCAAUGAGGAAAUACGGAGUUGACCAGUCAUACAACUACCGCUACAACGUCGAGGAUCCGGACCAAGUCGCCGAGGGGCUAGGCGUGCCUCAUACUAUAGAGUUGGCGGCAAUCUGGGGUCCGGAGAAUGUUGGGGGUGCACCAGCGAGUUAUGAGAACGGCGGCAUCAAUGUUCCGGUCAUCCCUGUUAUCCAGGCGUAUUGGACGAGUUUCAUCCGUACAUUUGAUCCGAAUACGUAUCGACACCCUGGCGCAGCAGCUUGGAGGAGAUGGAACGUGAGACAACAGAACCGUCUCUUAUUCCAGACAGGCGGCAAUACGACUAUGGAAACCGUGGCGCCAGACGCUCAAACCCGUUGUAGAUAUUUUGCGAGCAUCGGUGUCGAUAUACGACAAUAA